AUGGAUGAGAAUGCAUUGAUAAAAUUUCAUACAAACUUUAUUUUUGGUGGUGGGAAAUCUCCCUUGGUUAUUGAUAACCGGGAAACUCUCGUUUUUCACUUCCCUGUGUUUAUGGAGAAAAUCAAGAACAUGGUCUUGACAGGCCUCGAGGCUGAUCAUCUGAACCCAUAUGAUGCAGUAUCUGGGCUAAACAAGCUUGUUUUCCCGGAGUUUUGUCUACAAAGAGCGUUAUGCGUAAGAAAUGUUUGGAUGAAUGGUCAAAAUGAGAUAAGAAGUUUGUGGUUAGACAAGGAUAAAAUAGAAGUUUAUGUUGCUUAA
Molecule: messenger RNA, 318 nt
Organism: Dovyalis caffra
Lineage: Eukaryota; Viridiplantae; Streptophyta; Magnoliopsida; Malpighiales; Salicaceae
Source: the annotation of a GenBank genome assembly